This is a messenger RNA of Tinamus guttatus (white-throated tinamou), 3169 nucleotides long. The record is from RefSeq and is a predicted model, not a curated record. Lineage: Eukaryota; Metazoa; Chordata; Aves; Tinamiformes; Tinamidae.
AAGCCAGGCUCGCGGCGAAGCGGGCGGCGCGGGCAGAGGCACGGGAGAUCCGCAUGAAAGAACUGGAGAGGCAGCAGAAAGAGAUCUAUCAAGUCCAGAAGAAAUAUUAUGGUCUGGAUACUAAGUGGGGCGACAUCGAGCAAUGGAUGGAAGACAGUGAGCGUUAUUCCCGUAGAGCCCGGAGAAAUGCCUCGGCUUCGGAUGAAGAUGAGCGCAUGUCCGUGGGUAGCCGUGGAAGCCUGAGGGCUGGAUUAGAGAAUGACAGGACCAAAAGGAAGAGCUACUCCAGAGCAACCAAUGGUUAUGAGGAAGACGUGUAUGGAUCAUCCCAGAGUAGAAAAUCUAGCAGGCCUUCGGAGUACAGCUGCUACCUUGGUUCAGGAUCCCGGGCGUCUUCGAGAGCCAGCUCUGCCCGAGCCAGUCCAGUGAUCGAAGAAAGGCCAGAAAAAGACUUUGAGAAGGGAGCUCGCACUGUCUCAAGCUUAUCAGCAGCUACCUUAGCUUCGCUGGGUGGGACUUCUUCACGGAGAGGCAGCGGGGACACCUCCAUCUCAGCUGACACAGAGGCAUCUAUUAGGGAAAUAAAGGACUCGCUAGCAGAAGUGGAAGAGAAAUACAAAAAGGCUAUGGUGUCAAAUGCACAGCUCGACAAUGAGAAGACAAACUUCAUGUACCAAGUGGACACCCUGAAGGAUGCGCUGCUGGAGCUGGAAGAACAGCUGGCAGAAUCCAGGAGGCAGUAUGAAGAGAAAAGCAAAGAAUUUGAGAGGGAAAAGCACGCUCACAGCAUACUGCAGUUUCAGUUCAUGGAAAUGAAAGAAGCUUUGAAGCAAAGAGAAGAAAUGCUUGCAAAACAUGGCAUAAUCCCAGACUCUGAAGUAGCCACCAAUGGGGAGACAUCAGACAUUCUCAAUAGUGAAGGACACCUGGAUUCUUCCAAAGCUGUCCAAGGCACAACUCAUGCACUAAAGACAUCAGGGGAUGGGACUCUAGGCAAAGCCAAUGAAGUGGACAUGAAAAAUGAGAUUUUGGAGGAUGUGGGGAAAAGAGAAAUCUUGCAGAAUACUGAGCAGGAGGAGCACAAAGAGGAGUCUGAGGAGCAGGAAAUAAAGACAUUGCAUGCUGAUGAAAAUGCAAAGGCAGAACAAAUCACUGAAGAGAAUGCUGCCAUGUCAACAGUGAUGUUAACAAACAGUAGGCGUGCAGAACAAAUCCAAAGCCAUCCAGAGCAGGCAUCAGGGAAUGUUUCCUCAAAUGACGAUACUGAUGCAGAUGACUUGAGAAAGGAGGGGGAAUCGACAGGCAGUCACAUAGAAGCCCAACAGCCUGUUGGUGAGGAAGCUGAACAUAGUAACAUAAAUCAAAGGAAAAAUCAGAAGCUAGAGGUGGGUGCACUGUCAGGUCAGGUUUUUGAGACUCCUCAGGAAAUGCCUAGUGAUUUAGGUGUAGAAUGUGAAUUAGAAAAGGCUGCAGCACAGCAGAAGGGAGGGGAUUUGGAAGCUAGCAAUGCAGUGGGUGGUAAUGAAGCUGCUAUUAGGAGUAACAGCAGUGAGCUGGUUUUGGAUCAGCCAGGGCUUCCAAAGGUUGCAGCAGUGGGUUCAUUUAGCCAAGAGCCCAGUGUAGAGAAUCACACCAAGGGACUCCAGCACUCAGAAGAAAAUACUGAUGAGAAAGACAGGAAUGUCUUGGAAGAGUGUACUGAUGGGAGAACUGAUGGAAUUAGUAUAGCCAAAGAAGAAAAUGAGAUGGGAAACGCAGCUCAAGGUCAGGCCAAGAAAACGGAGUCCAAGGGUAUGGAGGGGAAGGACUCAUGUGAAAGUGGUGCCCCAGCAGCUGUGAGUGAAGGGGAAGAUGGAGAUCAGACACAAAUCGGACCAAUUUCUUCAGAGAAUGGUCCCAUAGUUUCAUUAGAGGAAGGAAAAAUGCAAGAUAAGACAGAGCAUGAAAAGGCUGUGAGCGAGGAGGACAGACAGGAGGAAGUAUUGAUGAACAAAUUGGAAGCAUAUUCAGGUUCUGAAGGAAUAAUCAAGCAGGAGGGAAGCAGUGUAGACCCAAGUCCUUCAGAUUGUGACAGCCAGGAAUCAGAAGCAGAAAUACAGGAUGAGUCUGGAAAAAGAAAGGAGAAUAAAACUGAAAGGGUAGAAGAUUUAAAACCAAGCAUAGAAAUUGAAACAGCUCCGUGUAUUGAGGAAACUACUUGCGAUACGGUGGGAGAGAAGAGAAUUUCUUUAGAAGCUGAAGAUCACAACAUAGCUAAACAAGAGGAAGGUGAAUCUAGGCAGGAGGCAACUGAAGGUCUUUGUGUAACUACUGCAAACAAAGUUCAUGAAGAAGCAUUGAAAGAAACCAAGAAACAGCUGAACCUUCCAGAUGGUGGAUUUGCAUCCGAGCAAGAUGCAGGUAGUUCUUUACAGGAAACUACCAAACCAUUGCAGCACUUUAUUCAAGACAGCUCAGAAGCCAAAGAACAAACUCCAGAUCAAGAAAAUGUACAUGAGUGUACAGAGAAGGAGCAAGAUAAAAAUCAGAAGGUUCAAGGGACUGAAGAGGACAAAAAUCAGGGAACAGAAGAGCAGGGUGAGGCCAAGGAAUCUUUAGCAGAGGGCAAGGUAGAGACUCUUGCACAGAGAACUGAGCUGGAUGAAAAUGUUGCUGAAGAAGUUAAAUUGGAGAGUGGAGCAGAGGAAGGAGUGGAAAAUGAUAGUGAUGCAUUUGAUUUUGAUGAGGAAUCAAAACAGAUACCGGAAACUGAUGAAAAAUGUGGUAGAGAGAAAGCUGAUACCCAGAAAGGAGAAGGAGCUGGAGCACAUGGUGUGAUCAGGGAAGUUGCCUCAUGUAGUGAAACUGGAGAAGGCCAAGACAACGCAAACAUCGAAAACACAUUGACUGAAGAUGACAGCCUGCAGCAUAAAAAAGAGGGUGAGACAGAAGAAACAAGGCAUUUGGAAGGGAAAGGAUCUUCACAGAAAACUGAUGAGAAGGCUGAUGCGUUGGAAGCCAGCGAUGAAGCAUCAGACUCCAAUGAUCUGGAAAAAAUGGCAGACGAAAAUGUUUCAGAACAGGAUUUGGAAGGUGGUGGCAAUGACAGGGAUGAAAGCAAAGAGGAUUCACAAGGUGGUAGGAAGGGCAAGGGUAAGUCGAAAGACGACUGCACAAUAUCAUGAGUUCA